GUUUACAACGUAAAUCGGUGAUUUUGGUGUUUUAAAUCGUAUUCGCAUUUAAAAUUUGUUAGAAUCCUUUCAUUUAUUUACCAGUAAUGAGUGGCUGCAUUUCCAGUUACUGUUGUAGCGUCCCUACGUGUAAAUCUUGGGGACAACGACCUUCGUGUAAGGGUAUUAGUUUUCAUAAUUUUCCACAAGAGAAUGAACGAAAAGUACUGGUGAGAACCAGAUCAGGUUCGGAAGUAUAUAUGGACAGACGACAAGCUUGGAUCUAUAUUCUAAAAGUUAAGAAAACUUUGUCCAAGCAUAUGAAAGUUUGUUCGCUCCAUUUCACUAAAGAAGACUUUUUUAAAAAUCAUAAGCCUGGUAAGAGAUUUUUGAAACGAAAUGUUAUUCCGUCUCAAAAUCUACCUGGAAUAUUUGUAGGCCAAGAAGCUAGGGAUGAACAAAAUAUGACACCAACAAACAGUUUCAGAAAACGGAAAGAUAACCCUCCAACUCCUUACCAUCAUACAUAUGUUAUGAAAUUAUUUGAUCGAAGUGUAGAUUUGGCUCAGUUUGAAGAAGACACUCCCUUGUAUCCUAUAUGUAGGGCUUGGAUGAAGAACCAACCUAGAAACCCCCAGGCUGUUGUGAAACGUAGAGUAUCGUCUCCUGAACCAGAACAUCAGUCUUGGAAUGGAAAUUUUUCAGAUAUUAACAGAUUACCUCCUCCUUCUGAAGAAUUUCAAAAGAGAAUUCCAUCUCCUUUACCUUGUCAAGAACAAAAUAAGGAUGAUAUAAAUUUGGAUUAUAAUGAGGCACCACCAGUUCCGCAGUAUAUUCUCAUAAAAGAUCAUCUUCAACGAUGGGCUAAAGUAAGGAAACAUUGGAAUGAAACCGCUGCAAAAAAUGAAAGCCGCUAUGCUGUUAGUACUCAGAUUCUGAAAACUAUAUAUAAUAGAGCACGAGAAGAAAUGGAGAUUUGAGUAGUUAUAGCGGAGGAUCAAUUGAUUGUACUCCUUUGAAUUAAAGAAACACGAAUAUUUAUUUUUUCUGUUAUAGAAGAUUCAAACUUUUAUUUUAUAAUUCUCAGAAGUUAACAUUUAUAUUCUGUUUUUCCUCCUUUUGGAAUCUAUCGAUAUUUUUCGUUGAUGAAAAUGAUGUACAUCGAGGAAAUAAAAAUAUUCAGAACCUA
Molecule: messenger RNA, 1168 nt
Organism: Coccinella septempunctata (seven-spotted ladybird)
Lineage: Eukaryota; Metazoa; Arthropoda; Insecta; Coleoptera; Coccinellidae
Gene: mip40
Product: protein lin-37 homolog
Exons: 6
Coding region: 87-959 (290 amino acids)
Biological process (GO): negative regulation of transcription by RNA polymerase II
Cellular component (GO): transcription repressor complex; Myb complex
Source: RefSeq, a predicted model, not a curated record